This is a messenger RNA of Columba livia (rock pigeon), 4743 nucleotides long. RefSeq names its product serine/threonine kinase 4 (gene STK4). Gene Ontology annotation, biological process: regulation of MAPK cascade; protein tetramerization; intracellular signal transduction. Gene Ontology annotation, molecular function: ATP binding; protein serine/threonine kinase activity. Gene Ontology annotation, cellular component: cytoplasm. NCBI's taxonomy places the organism in Eukaryota, Metazoa, Chordata, Aves, Columbiformes, Columbidae. Bases 208 to 1722 code for a protein of 504 amino acids. The transcript has 12 exons. The record is from RefSeq and is a predicted model, not a curated record.
GGGGACGCCGCCAUCGCGCCGGGCCGGAGAGGCCACGCCCCUGCCGCUGAGGGCGGAGCCUGCUCAGACCACACCCCUCGUCCGGCGGGGCGGGGCGGGCGCUCCCCGCGGGUUUCCGGUGGCGGAGCGGAAGCGGCUGCGCGGCGGGCGGCGAUGGAGGGGUGAGUGAGGGACUGGCCGGCUUAGUGACCGCCGCCACGCAGCGCCAUGGAGACGGUGCAGCUGCGGAACCCGCGUCGGCAGCUGAAGAAGUUAGAUGAAGACAGUUUAACCAAACAACCUGAAGAAGUAUUUGACGUAUUGGAGAAGCUUGGAGAAGGUUCCUAUGGCAGUGUGUUCAAAGCCAUUCAUAAAGAAACGGGUCAAGUUGUUGCAAUUAAACAAGUUCCUGUGGAAUCUGACCUGCAAGAGAUUAUAAAGGAAAUAUCUAUAAUGCAGCAAUGUGACAGUCCUCAUGUGGUGAAAUAUUACGGCAGCUAUUUUAAGAACACAGACCUGUGGAUAGUCAUGGAAUACUGCGGCGCUGGAUCUGUGUCUGAUAUUAUUCGAUUACGAAAUAAAACUCUCACAGAGGAGGAAAUUGCUACAAUAGUGCAAUCAACCCUGAAAGGACUGGAGUACCUGCAUUUUAUGAGGAAGAUACACAGGGACAUCAAAGCUGGAAAUAUAUUGCUAAACACAGAGGGACAUGCUAAACUUGCAGAUUUUGGAGUGGCAGGACAACUUACAGACACCAUGGCAAAGCGGAACACAGUUAUAGGGACCCCGUUUUGGAUGGCUCCAGAAGUGAUUCAAGAAAUUGGGUACAAUUGUGUGGCAGACAUCUGGUCGCUGGGAAUCACUGCAAUAGAAAUGGCUGAAGGCAAACCACCAUAUGCAGAUAUUCAUCCUAUGAGGGCAAUUUUCAUGAUUCCUACCAACCCACCUCCAACAUUCCGGAAACCAGAGCUCUGGUCAGACAACUUCACAGACUUUGUAAAACAGUGUCUCGUGAAGAGCCCGGAGCAGCGUGCCACUGCCACACAGCUUCUGCAGCAUCCGUUUGUUAAAAGUGCCAAGGGAGUGUCAAUUCUGCGAGACUUGAUUAACGAAGCAAUGGACAUCAAGCUGAAACGUCAAGAGGCACAACAGCGUGAACUAGAUCAAGAUGAUGAAGAAAAUUCAAACCCCCCUUAUAGAAACUUUCUACUACACAAGAGCAACCGACAGAAACCUGAGGAAGAAGAUGAAAGCGAUUCAGGCACCAUGGUGAGGGCGAGCGGAGAUGAAACUGGUACCAUAAGAGCUGUCAACACGAUGAGUGAUGGAGCCAACACGAUGAUAGAACACGAUGGCACCUUGGAAUCCCAGCUGGGUACAAUGGUCAUCAACACAGAAGAGGAAGAGGAGGAGGGCACCAUGAAAAGGAGGGAUGAAACGAUGCAGCCGGCCAAACCGUCAUUCCUUGAGUAUUUUGAGCAGAAGGAGAAGGAGAAUCAAAUCAAUAGUUUUGGGAAGAAUGUGUCUGGCCAGACAAAAAAUUCAUCUGAUUGGAAAGUACCACAGGAUGGAGACUACGAAUUUCUAAAGACUUGGAGUGUGGACGAGCUGCAGAGGAGGCUCUCGGCCCUGGACCCCAUGAUGGAGCAGGAGAUUGAAGAAAUCCGCCAGAAGUACCAGUCCAAGCGGCAGCCGAUCCUCGAUGCCAUCGAAGCCAAGAAGCGCCGGCAGCAGAACUUCUGAGCCACCAGCAGAAUAUUCUUCCAUCCUCAAACAAUCAGUUCCUUGCUUUUAUGACUACUAAACAGAUUGAUUUCUAUUGAAAUAUGCUAGCAAAAUAGAGGGCAAUACUUCUGCUCAUUUAUUUUUCCACAGGACCUUUGUGAACUCAGGAAUGCCAUUAAGUGGAAAAUCCUGAUGGUAUGUUUUAAUGUUAGACAUAUAUUUAAAACAUUAUUCCGAAGGAGUUUUGUUACUGUUUUUAAGGGCAUUGUUUUUAAAUCAGAGGAACAGGUAGAAAUAGACUGGUGAAAGCUGGCUUACUCUCCUUUCAACUGAACUUUCAGUAGUCCCAUUUUGUUGUAAGUUAAUAUGGAUUGUGGUAUUUAACGGCUGCAUCUUUUAUGUGUUUUGUUUUUCUUUGUGAAUGCACAGACUCAAUUUGAAGCUGGUAACUGUUUCUUUCUACUGUUACGGUACUGAUGAGUUUUAGGUCACUGAAGAUAGCAGGUAAGAACAUGUACAAACCGUUCCAGCCUUUUGAAAGAAACUUAAAUCUCAUCUUUUAAAAAGCCUGUAAUAAGCCCCAUGCCUUACACUGUGUGCUUUAAGCAAAUGUGGUUUCUUCAAAACCUCAGUUUUGUCCUCUUUUUGUGUUCUUUGCGAAUGAAUACGAGUAGAUAAAGCAUGUUGUGCCUCCAUCAGAAAUUACAUUCUGCAACUUAAAAUCCACACUGACUUAAAACCAAAAGCCGACCAAUGGUCUGUUUGCCCUUUGUCCAUCUGUUUGGGAAUCUCCUUCAGGGAGAACCUGCUGACGAUGGAGUGCUGGGAGAAGGCAGCAGGAUCUGAAUGGGUGGAAGUUGUGUGAACCUCUCUCAGGAAUUAGGUACUUCUGCUGCAUGUGAAAGGACUUAAAAUAACCUCCGCAGUUUGUGAAAUAUUUUAUAGGCUUCAUUUCAGAUCUUUGGAUGCUUGAAUAAAACUUAAUUUCACAAUCCUUCACAUUUCUGCAAGGAUUGGCACAUCAGAAAAGUUGAACUGAAAGUAAAGUCUUUGAUGAAUUAGCACAGAUGUGCACUUAUGGUGGUGAAGCAAAGGUGGAAUUGAUGUGGAUGAGAAGACAAUUACCGAUGUCCUACUGGAAGAGAUUCAGUCUCUCCCGGUUCCUCUGGAUGCUCUUGUGUUCUUCCUUUACAUUCCCCUGCCAUUCCUGCCCUGCAGAGCUCAAUCGAGGCAAAUGCCCCAGUGUGUACAAUCGCUGUGAGGACGGUGCAAUGAACUCACACCGGUGGGGUGGAGAGUCAAACAGAAGAAGCAAAGAGCCCAGUUGUGGGGCAGAGACCAAGUGUUGCCUCUGCCCCACGGGCUGGGACAGCAGAGUUACGUAGUUUUAGUUAUAUCUAGCGUAUGAUGAAAGCUUUGGAUAGAGCACGUGUUUCUGCCCAUUUGUUUUUAUUUUACUCUGAUACAGGGAACAGUUUUCCAUGUCAUUCUUCUGAAAUAGGCCUUGGUGCAUCACCUCCAUGAUUAAACUGAAUAGCAGUGUCUCCUGAAUCGAAUGCUGGUAGAGAGGUGAAGUGUUCAUUUCACACCUCCGUAGGCUGUGAUUUCCCCUUGGAGCUGACCCUUGGCCACUGUUAACAGGUGAACUCCAUUGCUGGGAAAGGAACCAAGCCAUCCCUACCCCCUCUGCAGAUCUGGUUGCAUCGGUUUGUCUGGGUUCGAUACCAGUGCAUGUGGGACAUCAGCAAACCAGCUGUCCCGCUGGGAAAAGGGAGGCAGCGGCAGUGUAUUAGUGUGUGGAAGUCAGAGCACAGCCCAGGAUAACCAGCCAUUUGACAGCCUCACGUGUUGGGAAGGUCUUGAAUUAGAAAAAACAAGUAAUUAAAAGUUUUGUCGUUGUUAAUGGCUUAAAAUCCCUUAGUCUGGAUUCUAAUGAGGUCUAGAGAAGUGUUGUGUGAACAUCGGGGCUUGUCUGAAAUCUGUGCAAUACGUUUUGCUCUAAACAUGCUUUUAUUGUGGGCGAUGUUGGUGAGCGUCCUUUGCAUCAAAGAGACUCCCACAGCUCAGGAGGCGGUUCUGUGGUCGAGUGCUGGAUCCUGUAGUGAUCCCUGGGCUGGAUCUGGCCCGACACCUGGUGUGACAGACGUGGCUGUGACAUGGCAAACACUGCGCUGCUCGUGGGUUGUGGAGUGAGCAGAUCCUGCCGGGAGUAGUUUUACCUCUGCACUGUGUAGGUGACUUUCUAGUGAUCGGAGGGCAUUAGAAAACCCAUGUUUAAAGUGAAACACCCCAGGGUGGUGUCUAUUUACAGAAUAUGCAACCUGUAACUGCUGUAAGUGAAUGUAAGCACUCUUGAAAUACUCUGCUUUGCUGAUGUGAUUGUCUUAAAAUACAGCAAGUGAACCAAAAUAAGUAAAACUGGUCCAAUGGCUUAACUGUCUCUGAACAUUUCUUAAAUGCUUGCAGUGGCUGAGACUUAAUUAUGUUUCUUGCACUUGGAGCGCUAAUGCAGAGGAAUUAUUUUCUCCUUCACUGGUUUUCAAUCUGUUAGGGAAAAUAAUUCCUUGUUCGGUUCCUGUGUAGAGCUGGGAGCACAGUACCUGCUCAUGUGCCAUAGAGGAAAGCUGUUUGACCAAGUUUUUAAGCAAAAAGCUUGCUUAACCGUGAAGCUGCAUUUGUGUGCUCCUCAGGUCCACCCGCAUUGCUGAGAGUGUUCUGGACAAACCCUUGUCUGUUCUGCUGAAACUCAGAGAUCCUGAUGACGUCAGUCAUGGUGAGACUUAAAAAUGUGAAGUUUGUAGCUUUAACUUUUUUGUAACAAAGGAAUUAGCAACACUGGCAUAAAGUGCUGACUUGAAAUGCUAUUUUGUAAGAUCUGGCUGUUUGUAUAUAAUAGCAUUGGGUCAUUAGUUUGUAUAUGUAUGAAAUAGUAACUUUUAUUGCAUUCCUCUGAGUUUGAUACAGGAGAUUUUGUUUGAUCUAUCUCAAUUAUCUUGCCUUACUUGUUCAAAGGGGCAAAUAAACUGUCCUUACGUGAAA